This is a messenger RNA of Aureobasidium pullulans EXF-150, 2700 nucleotides long. RefSeq lists its product as uncharacterized. The record is from RefSeq and is a predicted model, not a curated record. NCBI's taxonomy places the organism in Eukaryota, Fungi, Ascomycota, Dothideomycetes, Dothideales, Saccotheciaceae. Bases 1 to 2550 code for a protein of 849 amino acids. The transcript has 5 exons.
AUGGCGAGUCCUUUUGCGUCAAUCGCGAGUCAGCGAGUCUCUGCUCAAAAACCACCGCGACAGACACCAGAAUUGGAUUUCGACAGAUGCGCUGCUUUACACAAUACCAUCUCGAUCUAUGGCUGGCUACGCAGCGGCCGCAAGGUCGCAGAUAUGGACCGCAAAACAUGGUGGAUGAAGCAUGGCACCAAAACACUGGAAGUCCUAUUACGGCCCUCUCUGGUGAAAUACUUGAAGAAAAUCUUUGAUCUACAUGGAGGUGAUGGAAGUCACUUUUUCUACUACAUCAGCAGACUCGCCAAAACGAGGGAGAUGUUCUAUCUAGGAGAUUUGUUGGACGAUAACGAGAAGAAGCUGAAAGGAGAGAAGCAUCGAUUCAUCACUUUGUACAUGACAAACAAGGAGUUAGUCAGUCAACGGAGUGGCAUCGUAUAUGACCAAGAAACUGGCAAGGCAAUUUUCAUGCCCACUUUCCUGCACAUUUUUGACCUUUACGAUGGAAACCUCCCCUGGCAAAGACUGGAAUCAAUUCUGAGCGCCUACAUUGACAUGAUUGAAGCUGGAAAAGCAGUGGCCUUGCAUGAAUCAAUUGGUCGUGAGCCCCGUCUUGGUCCUGUGGAAGGUCCAGAUGGCCAGACCUCAUGGCAAGAGAUCGCACCUCCAGGACCAAAAGUGGACCCAUAUACCGGAGCCAAACGAUCACGUUAUGACACGCACCCCUGGAGUCUGGUAUCCUAUACACACGGCGAUCUGACGACCUGCUUGAGACUCUGGGAAGAGCUCUUCACCAUCAUCGAGAUCAAAAGUGGCCUAAGAGACGAAGAAGAAGACCCAAACACCACCCCGCUCUGCAGUCGUUCCGGUCUCUCCGCCGCGGGUGUGCCUCGAGGAUUUGCCUACGACCUCCUCUCACACGCCCGUCAACCACGAAUCUGGUACAUCGCCCCUGGUAUCCGUCUCCCCCAAGCUUCCGAGUUCGUGAACCAACCUUUCAAGCACGUGGCCGCCAAAUACCCCAAAGAAACCGAAGGCAUCAAGAUGCCCUUUCUCUUCUUCCGCGCUGAGGGCCAUGUGACAUCCAAACAAGCAAACUUCCGCUGGCCAUUCAGCACGGUCCAAGAGGUCCCUUGCGGAUUAUAUCUAGACUCCUACCCCAACAAGGAAAACCCCUUUGAAGAUGCUUGUCGUUUGGUGCUGCCAUUCGCUGUCGGCGGCAACAAGAAAGCCAGAACCAGUGAUGGCAGGAUCAUGCAAAAGAGUCAUACGGAAGUUUAUGCUCACGGCAUCAACCCAUUCACUCUUCGCCAUGGUCCCAAGCUUACUGCAAUUUUGGAGAAUUGGUUGAUGAAUGUCAAGAGUGGGCAUUGGACUGUUGAUGAACAGGGUGUUUCUGGAGGUGUGGAGGCUUGGAAACAGGCGGAUACGGAAGAACAUUGGGAGAACAUGAGUGGUAGCAUGAAUCAUAGCUCUUGGUUGUGGUUCAACAUGCCUCGGGCAAAGCGCAUUUCUGUGCAGUACCAUCGGACUCCAGUAUUCAUGUUUCAGCAAACAAUGUCAUUUCUAGACGCGAAUCAAUCUCGUCAGGUCACACAAGCAUACCGCACACUGGGCAUAACACCAAUAACCUCCUCCUACCACACCGGCACACGAACAUUUACAAAACACCGCCGCAGCAUCGCCAUCCAAGAUGAAAAAAUAGCACUUCUCCGAGAACCUCUGGUUCAAGACCCAAGAAUGGAUCCGUCACAGCCUUUUCCUCUUUUGGAUUUGCCCGCGGAAAUCAGAGUUCGCAUAUAUCAAUACGCUUUGGUGCGGCAACGACGAUUACACCUGGAGAUCGCAAGGACGCCGAAUUUAGCUUGUGUGAGCAGGCAAUUGCGACGGGAAGUGCUACCCGUGUUUUUACGGGUGAAUUGCUUUCAAGCAAGCUAUACCAGAGGCUCGGACAAAACUUAUGGAUUGACAUUUUCCGACACCACAUUAUCAUGGCUUCGCUCUCUUCCCCUCACGACCAAACUUUUCCGCGAUAUCCGCGUCACUUUUCAAGGAGAUUUAGGCCAGGGCGGUCAUAUUUCUACGAUAUUCCAGAUUGUCGCUGGAGGCAGAGAGGUUUUUGUCAAUCAUUAUAAUCGCUGGUGUCCUUUUUGCAUCGAUGGGUAUUUCGGGGCUUACUAUCAUCUUCCCCAUCCAAACUACGAUCACCCCUGCUUGAAAUCUAACCCCUUGAAGCUGAAAAAUAUGCAUGAUGAUUUCGUCCGAGCCGUUCAACAUUGCUAUUUCACGGACGGAACAGAGGAGCAUUGGGGCAAGGGAGCUUUAUCAUUGGCAGAAGUUGUUGAUUUGGGAAAAGCAGCGGACAAAAUAAAGGAGGACCCGGAAGUCUUUUUGCGGUUUGCGUUUUGUGUGGAAAAGGUCGUGGAACAUGCGGAGAAGAUAUCUGAGUGGGCGACGGUGUAUAGUCGGUAUCUUGAGAGGCAGAGGGAGAGGGAGUUGGAAGAGAGUGCGGAGGGAGAGAAUGCUGGAGAGGAAGGUCUAGAAGGUGUGAUAUGAAAGCAACACAGACGGGGUCCGACCCGAUACUUGCCAUGGACUAGAAAUACCCACCAUGGAAGACUGCGGCCAUGUCUGGCUAGAGGCACAACGCACUCAAAAUAAAAGUGACGAGAGCACAUUCGCCACGAGGUUCUCAUUGUCAUAUUG